ACGGGUUGCGAAGCCUUACAAUUCUCAGCUUAUUUAUUUUUACUCCGCUUGAAAGGGAUGUCGAACGUUGUGCCGCCUCUGGGGGAGUUAGACCGAGCUAUAGCCGAAAAAAUAAAUUCAAAAUAUAACCCCGAAUUAGAAAGGGAAGUAAUUGACUGGAUAGAACAACUAACCGGUUUAAGGAGCCCUGGUACUAAGGACCAAUUUCAAGAGUUUUUAAGAGAUGGUCAAGUUUUGUGUAAGUUGAUGAAUCGCCUUGUCCCGGGUGCUAUUCCAAAAAUAAAUGAUAGUAAGUUGGCUUUUAAGCAAAUGGAAAACAUAGAAAACUUCUUAAAAGCUUGUACCAACGAACUAAACGUUCCACCUAGAGAUCUCUUUCAAACUGUUGAUUUAUACGAAAAUAAAAAUAUGGUUCAAGUCAUCGAUACUAUUCACGCCGUUGGCCGCCAUGCUAAAGCUAAAAACUAUAAUGGUCCUACCAUUGGUGGCAAGUUAGCAGAACGUAAUAUAAGAAAUUUUGAUGAAGCCACAUAUAAUGCUGGAAAAAAUAUACCUUCACAGCAGAUGGGUUCUAAUAAGAAUGCUUCUCAAGCAGGUAACACUCCUUACGGUGCUAAAAGGGAGAUAGAUCUUCUGAGUCACCAUAAGUUAAGAUGAAAUGCUAAAUUAUUUAAGAUCAAACUCGACUUUAAUAAAUCAUUAAAUAUA
This is a messenger RNA of Zophobas morio, 708 nucleotides long. RefSeq names its product muscle-specific protein 20-like. Gene Ontology annotation, cellular component: actin cytoskeleton. The record is from RefSeq and is a predicted model, not a curated record. The transcript is spliced from 3 exons. Gene Ontology annotation, molecular function: actin filament binding. Gene Ontology annotation, biological process: actin filament organization. Bases 58 to 657 code for a protein of 199 amino acids. Lineage: Eukaryota; Metazoa; Arthropoda; Insecta; Coleoptera; Tenebrionidae.